Molecule: messenger RNA, 3305 nt
Organism: Polyodon spathula (Mississippi paddlefish)
Lineage: Eukaryota; Metazoa; Chordata; Actinopteri; Acipenseriformes; Polyodontidae
Product: protein FAM107B-like
Exons: 4
Coding region: 1525-1992 (155 amino acids)
Source: RefSeq, a predicted model, not a curated record
UCCUAAUGCCUGUUGCACAGGCAGUGAGACUUAUUCUGUAGCCUUCUCGUUAGGCUAACUUUGUAAAUCAUUUUCUGUUUUAGUCAUAACAGAAAUAUGAAAGCGCCCCUGUGUUCUGAAUGGAGCUCCCGAUCAGCACGCAUUGCCUCUGCAUGGCAUUCCUUACUGGUAUAAAUGAGGUUGCAGGGUGGGGGUACCUCUCUGGUGUGCCAGCUGAAAGAAGACAGGUUUCAAAACAGAAAAUAAUAUUCAGUUGAUUGAAUCUAAACACAAAGAACGACGCGCCGGUUCGUGACCUGCGCGCAAGUUGAUUUUGAAAGCUGACGUUUGCAUUUUGAAAGUUGAAAGCAGAUCCCAUUAAAGGCUCGUGUGUCUCUGUGGGUCAGAUUGAAUGUUUUAUCUCCCAAAGCAGGUGUAAUAGUUUGUACUUUGUUACCUCACAGAACAGUACCGAAGCUGUCUGUGAUAAUUACACUAAUCGUCUCCCGUCUCUGAAUAUCGUGGCUCCGGGGCGCUUAAACUGGAUCAACCCCGUACCAUAAUGAGAUUUCAUGGAUCUAACUAUAGAUUCAGUGUGUGGGCAUACUUGCGAACACACACAGCUUCAAUGCAGGGUUUCAGCAUGUUAUAGCCGCGUAUAAGAGUUAGCUUUGCUUGUUUAGUACACGGAUGGCUUUCUCUGGGUGCAGGAUUCCUGCAGAGGAACGGUUCGGUUGAGACGGCUGUGAGGAAACCCAGUCCCGUUAACCACCAUGGGAGGAUCACACGCGAAGAAGGUGAGCUGAGGAAGUCUGGGCUUGCUUGUUUAUCUGCGAGAGACAGCUACACACAACAGUCUCGUUUUACUUCCUGUUGGGUACAUUAAAACAGUAAGGUGGCGUUUCAUUAUGCCAAUACUGGUCUUAAUGCACACUUUACAGGCGUCGAUAAGAGCAAGUUUACAAUUCAUUUCACACACAAGUCCUGUGCUGUUCCGACAGUCAUACAGAAACGCUUUGUGCUUUAAUUAGAUAUCUUAAUCCAACCAUGUGCGGCUCUGUGUUCAUUUUCUCUUACUAUUUUUAAAUGAACUGCCCGUGUGUCCUAUUAAAGUCAUCAAUUAAAUCAGACCAUCACUAAUUUGCUUGUUUUCCAAAUUUUCCAAGCUGUUCGUUAACGGUGGUUUGAUUUCAUACGCAAAACAAAUCGCAACAACACAAGCAAUGGGGUGUUGUAAUAAACGUGCGCACUGCUUGUAUAGUCAUUGUAUUAAUAGAAAAUGUAUCACAUGUUCAUUUUUCUGUAAGCUAGCUGAUAAAAAGUGUCCCGUGCAAUAGUUGGUCCACACACCUCCCCUCCCCCUCUACAGUAGCAAUCACAGAGAUUAACAAUGUAAUCUGAUUCACAUCGGCUUUAAUCUUUUAAUGGACAUCUGUUGCGCUUUCCAAAUUUCACUACCGUGCAACUACUCUGACAUUUAACCCACUUUUUAGAAAAUCUGCAAUGUAUUUUGCAGAAGUGUAACAGUUUGAAAUCGUUCCCUGCAUGAAUUUUCUUUCUGUUUUCUCUUUGUCUGUGUUGCGACGCAUGCGAAAGACUGGAUUCAGAAGGCAAAGCAAAGAAAACUACAGCAUCAGAACACCCCCCUCUCACCUGGACACUGACAGCUCCCUGAAUUUAAUUCAGCCCAGAAAAGUAACCAACCCCGUCCUGGAAUCACAAAACCACCAGGACCUGCACAGAGAGCUCGUUCUGAGCUGCAGACGAGGGCUUCUGCCAGAGAACAAGCCAGAGCUGCAGAGAGUGCUGGAGCGGAGGAAACUGGAACAGCUCCGAGAGCAGGAAGAGGCGCAGAGACUCAAAUCAGAGCUAGAGCAGGAGCUCAAGAAGAGGCAGCAGAAACUGAAGCUGUACGAGCAGGAGCAGAUGAAACCGAAAGAAGACCAGGAGAAGGUGCCUGAGUUUGUGAAAGUGAAGGAGAAUCUCCGCCGGCUCAAACUGAAUGGGGAGUAGGGUAGCAGCUGCUUGAUCACCAGGAGGGAGAGGGAAAACACAGCCCGAGUCUCGAAUCACUCGAACCUGCCAAGGAGACACAGCCCCUUUCAAACAGAGAAAAUAAACUUCAGGGUUCCAGGGUUCUUCAUCAUGAGAUGAUGCCAUGUUUAUUAGUGUGUGUGUGUGUGUGUGUGUGUGUGUGUGUGUGUGUGCAUGUAUGUAGGUAUGCAUUCAAGCACAGUAAGGUGCAUAAUUCAGUUUAGGGCUUUUAGAUUCUGAUUGAUGGUGCUGUAUGAUAUUAAAUGGGUUUUAUCAUAUUAAGUUAAAUAAUGAUGCAAACUAUCUUAGGCAAAGAAAUGUGAGGUGGCUGUGUCACAUGAAUAUCACGGCUGCUAUGCAAAGUGUGAUUCGUGACACCAAGGAUGCACUCAAAUAUCUGCAAGCACUGUUCAGUAAAUUAUUCUUCACCGAUUGCAAUAAAAAAAAAUAAUAAUCAAAUUCCACUUUUAACGUUAGAAGUUUGCAAAAUGUUUCGCUUUUAUUUUUGAACCUGUUUGCGUCUGUUUGCAACACCUGCGGGUGUCGAGCGGAAGUUUUCAAACUGCAGACCACCAGGCGGAUGUAGUCUAGAAAGAAAAAGAAAAAAAAAGAAAUACAUAGCUCGCGCCUGAGAUGUGGUGAUUCCAUCCAAGGAAACCACAAGCAAAUCUGAUCUGCCUCAAAGAGAGCGCUUCCUCUGACCCGAUUCAUCUGAGAACCCCGUGAACACGCUCAAGAGAGUCCGAUCUUCAAACCGACGCCUUUGUGACGAGCCUGACACACCUGAGUUAUCAGAACCCUCAAUACGGCCUCAAUAGCGCUCUCAGAGUCAGGUCUAACCUCCAGGUAAUUCGGUGACGUCAAUUUAGGCUACCUAUACAAACGUUAAAAAGGUCUUACUGUGCGUAUUGCGCAUGCCCAGACUAUUUUCAACCUGCACCGCGCAUGUGCAGAUUCCCCCCCCCUCGCCCCCCUUGAAAUCUGCUGUCUGUUUUUUUGGAUGUGAAAGUACCCGUUGUGUUUAAAUUUUACUCGACAUGUAUUAAUUCGUUUGAUAUUAAAUGCAGACAGCUGCUGCUAACGGCCGGUAAAGCGUACUGUAACGCAGCUCUCGCAUUGGAAGAGCCUUUAGUCACUAUGCACCUGUAUUGUGGAACAAUCUCCCAACUGAAAUGCGUAAAGCUGACUCCCUGCAUGCAUUAAAUCAAAGCUUAAACUCAUCUUUACGCAGAGGCCGUUCUGUACAUUGGAAUAGGCCUAUUUUAGAUUUUUGUUCACAUGUAUUUUAUCUA